Messenger RNA from Protopolystoma xenopodis, 258 nucleotides. The record is from the annotation of a GenBank genome assembly. NCBI's taxonomy places the organism in Eukaryota, Metazoa, Platyhelminthes, Monogenea, Polystomatidea, Polystomatidae.
AUGGAGCGUUCUCGCGCAGACUCCAAACUAAAAAUUGACAGGUUCCUAAUUAAUGAAGCUUCGAACGCCGAUGUCUGUAAUAUCGAAGGGGUGGAAUCGUAUGAUCAAGCGGUGUUUGAGCAAGGUUGGUUCUCGUUUUUUGUAUUACGCCUUUCAGGUGUCCUCUCCCAAGCUGAUUCAGCUUUUAAAAAGCACAUAGAUGACAAAUCUAUCAAGAUUGAGGGGAAACUUAAGAAGAUUUUGGAGGAUAUUGAGUAA